Habropoda laboriosa is the source of this 1051-nucleotide messenger RNA. It is a transcript of the gene Lac, whose product is annotated as lachesin-like. The coding region runs from base 224 to 994 and encodes 256 amino acids. The transcript has 6 exons. Gene Ontology annotation, cellular component: neuron projection. NCBI's taxonomy places the organism in Eukaryota, Metazoa, Arthropoda, Insecta, Hymenoptera, Apidae. The record is from RefSeq and is a predicted model, not a curated record.
UUUCAUUACUGUCCGCUUGCGUUGUUUGACAACAACGCAAACGAUAUUUAGAUUGUCGUUAACGUAGGUCGUUGCAUUUCGCAACAACCUAUUUGUUUAAAGUAUUAAGUAAACGAAACGAAUAAGUAUUAUCCUAUGUUAAGUGAAACAAGUGGAUAUAAUAUCGACAAAAAAAGGUGAAGAUUAUUCGGGCGUUGGGUGAACCAGUAUUGGGUGUGUCAUAAUGAAGACUGUUUAUGCGCUUCUGGCGUUCGUCUUUUUCCAAGCAGUAAAGGGUCAACGUACACCAACAAUAUCUUAUAUAUCCCAAGAGCAAAUUAAAGAUAUUGGUCAAACUGUAGAGUUUCAUUGCUCAGUUCAAUAUGCUCAAGAUUUUCCAGUUUUAUGGACAAAAAUUAACAAAGAUGUUGCCAAUGACCAACUAGCUCUUUCGCAUGGUAGCUCUUUAAUUAUAAGAGACACUAGAUUUGCCCUUAGGUAUGAUGAUGCUCUAUCUACCUUUGUAUUACAGAUAAAGGAUAUACAAGAGACUGAUGCUGGAUUUUAUCAAUGUGAAGUUGAAUUUGCACCUGUGAUCACAGCACCUAGACCAAGACUUGGUCAAGCCUUACAAUAUGACAUGGAUUUAGAAUGUCAUGUAGAAGCUUAUCCUCCACCAGCAAUUGUUUGGCUGAAGGAUGAUUUUCAAUUGUCUAAUAAUCAGCAUUAUAGCAUCUCACACUUUGCAACUGCAGAUCAAUAUACAGAUACAACAAUUAGAGUGAUAACAAUUGAAAAAAGACAAUAUGGAGAAUAUACAUGCAGAGCAGCUAAUAAAUUGGGAACUGCAGAAACAAAAGUUGAAUUGUUUGAAACAACUGUCCCUGUGUGUCCACCAGCUUGUGGCCAAGCCCUUUAUUAUGGGGUUGGAGUAGUGCCAGUUUCUUCAGGACUUAUGAUAGUCUUAGUUUUAUUUAUUACAGUUGUUAUGAGAAAUUUCUACACCAAAUAUUAAUUAUCCGGGACUUCAGUGGGCAGCAGCAGAUCGGUGCAGCUUAUCUUCAUGGUUGCU